Molecule: messenger RNA, 759 nt
Organism: Rasamsonia emersonii CBS 393.64
Lineage: Eukaryota; Fungi; Ascomycota; Eurotiomycetes; Eurotiales; Trichocomaceae
Exons: 2
Coding region: 1-759 (252 amino acids)
Cellular component (GO): transcription factor TFIIH holo complex
Source: RefSeq, a predicted model, not a curated record
AUGUCAUCUGCGACUCGUUCGGAUGGCACAGAGGGAACGUCUGGGGGAUUCCUCCAGCCCUCCCUCCCCUCACCAGCUCCUUCGGCCAUGUCCUCUUCCACUGUGACUCCGUCCACGCUGCCUCGUCAGAGAGCCCGUCCUCUAAAAUCAGGUUCAAUGAAGGAGACAGCACUCAUCAAUCACAUCGAUCAACAAAUCCUGAAGGUCAACCGCCGCCACGCUAAGAAGUUCAGUAGCAAGAUUGGCGAGCAGGAUGGACCUGAGGACAAAAACGAAAGAGGGUAUGAGAGCUUCAAGGAGGUUGUGAAAGACAUCGAGCCGAUCAUUGAUGUGAUUUGGGUCAGCGGAACGCAUUACCCUUUCUCUCCCCGGUCGACAUUUCGUCUCCUGAAGAAGCUAGAUAUAGUCUUUGCAUCGUUGCUCCUGGGCGAGGAUGUCGAGAGCGGAGCUCCCCUCUCAGGGUUCGAGAGCCGGCGGCAGGUCAUCUCAAUGACAGAAAAGGUCCGGAUCAAGAGCAUUGCAGAGACGAGUCGUCUUGUUGUUGUGGAAGCUAGGGAUCGCGGAAAUGAUGACAAGGAGGACGAAGACGAGACUGAUUUGGAUGGAGGAGCAAAUGACAACGACGACGACGAAUUCUUCGGCACGGAAGACAGGGAUCUAGAAGGCCCAGGACGAUGGGAAAUGGAAGCGACCAGAGUAUACGAGAGGACGAUUCAAAUAUUGGGAGACGAGCUUGGGAAAGGAGAGUUGAUAUCAUAG